Messenger RNA from Myotis lucifugus (little brown bat), 1325 nucleotides. It is a transcript of the gene UBE2D1, whose product is annotated as ubiquitin conjugating enzyme E2 D1. The record is from RefSeq and is a predicted model, not a curated record. NCBI's taxonomy places the organism in Eukaryota, Metazoa, Chordata, Mammalia, Chiroptera, Vespertilionidae. The transcript has 7 exons. Gene Ontology annotation, cellular component: nucleus. Gene Ontology annotation, biological process: ubiquitin-dependent protein catabolic process; protein polyubiquitination. Gene Ontology annotation, molecular function: ubiquitin conjugating enzyme activity. The coding region runs from base 168 to 500 and encodes 110 amino acids.
AGCUGCCACUGACCAUCAUAUGUAUCUGUGACCUCUCUCCUUACUCUGCACAUGUAAUUAGUUCAUCAUCACAUCCUCUGGAAUUAAGUGAUCUACAGCGUGACCCACCUGCUCACUGCUCCGCCGGACCUGUGGGAGACGACCUGUUCCACUGGCAAGCAACUAUUAUGGGACCUCCUGAUAGCGCAUAUCAAGGCGGAGUCUUCUUUCUCACUGUACAUUUUCCAACAGACUAUCCUUUUAAACCACCAAAGAUUGCUUUCACAACAAAAAUUUAUCAUCCAAACAUAAACAGUAAUGGAAGUAUUUGUCUUGAUAUCCUGAGGUCACAAUGGUCACCAGCUCUGACUGUAUCAAAAGUUUUAUUGUCCAUAUGUUCUCUACUUUGUGAUCCUAAUCCAGAUGACCCCUUAGUACCAGAUAUUGCACAAAUCUAUAAAUCAGACAAAGAAAAAUACAACAGACACGCAAGAGAAUGGACUCAGAAAUAUGCAAUGUAAAAUAAAAAUAAAUUUCAUAUAUACCAGAGUACUGUAAAAUCUAGGUUUUUUUCAAUAUUAACAGUAAAUUGAGCACUGUUUACUGUUUCAUUGCAUCAUGAAAUCCUUUGAUUUUUAUCCAUUUUAAAUGUAUUUCUGAAGCAAGACUAAACAAACUUCCAAAAAUACCCUUAAGACUGUGAUGAGAGUCUUUUUGUAUGCAUUGAGAAAGACAUUUAUUAUGGAUUUUAAGAUACUUGGACAUCUGCAUCUUCAGCUUACAAGAUCUACAAAACAUCUGAAAAGUAACCAAAUUAUUUUUUGCUGAAAUUAGAUGUUUUUACAUGAGAAAUACUGUAUGUGUUGUCUGUGUCGUCAGUUUUAUAAAUCUAUUCAGAUUUCAUUCUUUGUUAGCUCACUUUAUAAUUUGUAUUUUUUUACUGUAUAGACUAAAUAUAUUCUAUUUACAUGUAUGUCAACUCAUUACUUUUUUCCUGUGAACAGUAUUGAAAAAAACCGAACAGCUGAUAAUUAAAUGAAUUAACUGUCUGUCUCCCUUGUCUUAGGGUUUUCUGUGUAGAUCAAUUGCAGAUUUCUUAAACCUGAAUGAUCUUUACACUGUAAUUCUCAGUAUACUGAUUAUGGAGAAACACUUGUUUUGAUUUUGUUAUACUUGACUUAACUUUAUUGCAAUGUGAAUUAAUUGCACUGCUAAGUAGGAAGAUGUGUAACUUUUAUUUGUUGUUAUUCACAUUUGAAUUUUUUUCUGUAUAGGCAAUAUUAUAAUGACACCUUUUACAGAUCUUAAUGUAGCUUUUCCAUAUAAAUAAAAUGCUUUUUCUACUA